AUGGUCUGGAGUGCGUUUCAGGUCUCAGUCCUUGACCGUUUCUGGGACUGGCUGGGCACCGAUCAUAUAAUCGCUUUAUUCUCUCGACCGUGGUGCCUUGAGACCAGCGACACAUGGAGAAUCGCUGAGAAUCUGUACAUCUACGCGUGCAUAUCUCUGCAUACACUUGCCCUCCGAUAUUGCCACGGUCAUGUCCGACGUGGGGGUCUCCCGCUUCCACCAGGCCCAUACGGCAUACCAUGGGUCGGCAACGUUAUUGGACUAGAUGUUUCUCAGCCGUGGUUGACGUACACGAAGUGGGGCAAAUUUUACGGAGGAUUGAUAUACUCGAAAAUGCUGGGACAGGAUGUAAUUGUCAUCAAUGACGAACAAAUCACCAUCGAGCUGCUUGAGAGGCGGUCGACUGUAUACUCCGGGAGACCUGUGUUGGUAACGAACGAGUUGUUCGGCAUAGAUUUCAACACCGGCCUGAUGCAGUAUGGCCUGCACUGGCGGCUGCACCGCAAGAUGUUUCAUGCUGGGCUGCGCGCUGAGGUUGCAGAGGGCUAUCGCCCAAUUCAAAUCGACAAAGCACGCCAAUUCCUUCGCGGGUUGCUUAAAAGUCCCGAGCACUUCGAGGAGCAUAUGAAAACUAUGUCCGCAAGUAUCAUCAUGGCGAUCACGUACGGAUAUGACGCGAAGCCAGAGGACGAUCCAUUGGUGAAGAAGGCCGAAGAUAUGGUGAAGAUGUUUCUCACUGAAAUCACGCCCGAACGUGCUGCACUAAUCGGGGCCAUACCUUUCUUGGCAUAUAUCCCAUCCUGGUUUCCAGGUGGAAGGUACAGACAACGUGCGAUGGAGUGCAAAGAGCUCGCCAAGAAGGUGCUGACGGAACCGUAUGAGUUCGUGAAGCAGCAUCGCGUGAGUGCUAGUACUGUUCAGAAAUCAAUGGUGUCCGAUCUGCUAGAUGCAAGAAAUCCUUCAAAAGAAGGUCAAUACGACAUGGAGAAGGAAAUAAUGGGGGUCGCCACUACCGUUUUCCUAGGAGGAGCCGAGACGACCUACACUACCUUGUAUAUCUUCAUUCUUGCCAUGCUUCUCUAUCCCGAGGUGCAACACAAGGCGCAGGAAGAGAUCGACCGCGUCGUCGGAUGCGAACGGCUUCCGGAUUUCAAAGAUAGGCCGAACUUGCCUUACAUCGAGGGUGUCCUUCGUGAGACUUUCAGAUGGCACCAUACGUCACCAAUGUCCCUUCCACGUGCAACAACGGAAAGCGACGUGUAUAAGGGAUAUUACAUACCGAAGGGUGAAAUACGCAUCCUUACAAGCAUUAGGGCGAUGACCCGAGACCCUACCCGCUUCGCCUCGCCAGAGAGAUUUAUGCCCGAGAGGUACUUUGACUCCCCAGGACAUCCCGCGGAGAAACCGUUCAGCCACCCGUUCGGGUUUGGCCGUAGGGUUUGUCCGGGCCGGUAUGUAGCGGACGCGUCUAUUUGGGCUGGCAUCGUUUCUCUCCUCGCAACUUAUCGCAUCGUGCAUGCUAAGGAUGAGAGCGGAAAAGUCGUCGAGGUGAAAGAAGAGUUCGAUACUGGGCUCUCUGUGUGUCCAAAAUCAUUCAGGUGUCGCUUUGAGAAGCGGUGGGAUGGCGUAGAGGGUUUACUCAGUGACUAG
This is a messenger RNA of Coniophora puteana RWD-64-598 SS2, 1650 nucleotides long. Its product is annotated as cytochrome P450. Gene Ontology annotation, molecular function: iron ion binding; oxidoreductase activity, acting on paired donors, with incorporation or reduction of molecular oxygen; heme binding. Bases 1 to 1650 code for a protein of 549 amino acids. The transcript is spliced from 9 exons. The record is from RefSeq and is a predicted model, not a curated record. NCBI's taxonomy places the organism in Eukaryota, Fungi, Basidiomycota, Agaricomycetes, Boletales, Coniophoraceae.